Molecule: messenger RNA, 1290 nt
Organism: Helianthus annuus (common sunflower)
Lineage: Eukaryota; Viridiplantae; Streptophyta; Magnoliopsida; Asterales; Asteraceae
Exons: 1
Coding region: 1-1290 (429 amino acids)
Source: RefSeq, a predicted model, not a curated record
AUGUCUUUUAUGAUUAAUCAGUAUUGGGGUCGAGCCGAAUACAAGGUCGCUGUGGUGGAUUCGCAAGGUAGGUCAGGGGGUCUUGCAUGUCUUUGGUGCCCUGCAGUGCUCAGGUGUGUCGAUAUUUUUCAUAAUAGAAAUUUUAUUAUUGUAUCGGGUUUUUUGGUCCAAUCGGGGUGUAGAAUGAACUUAGUAAAUGUAUAUGCUCCUAUUGAUGCGGUCAGUAGGCGAGUUGUUUGGUCGGAGAUAUUGGGGUUUAGGAACUUAAUGCAAGGCUUAUGGGUCAUGAUGGGUGAUUUCAAUGAUGUACGGGACGCUAGUGAACACAUGAAUUCGGAAUUUGUCGCUGCAAAUGCCGAGGCCUUCAACCAGUUCAUAUUGUCAGCCGGUCUGGUAGAAUAUAAUAUGGGUGGUGGGAACUUCACUUAUAUUUCUGAUAAUGGUAGAAAGUUGAGUAAAUUGGAUCGAUUUCUUGUAUGCUUGGGUUUUAGGGAGAGAUGGCCGAAUGCAUCAGUGAUUGCCUUGGCUAGGGAAGUUUCUGAUCAUCGGCCUAUUGUUCUAUCCACUACUCAGUCAGAGUUUGGGCAUAUUCCAUUUAGAUUCUUUAACUCGUGGUUCGAGUAUUCUGGGUUUCUUGAUUAUGUUUUGCAAAAAUGUGGCGAGUUUAAUUUCUCGGGGCCGGAGGACCUUGCGCUUGCAAUCAAAUUAAGGUGGCUAAAAAACAUUAUUAAAACAUGGUUGAAAGUGGAGAAGGAUAGUAGGGAGGGGAUUUAUGGUGGAAAAAAGAAGUGGUUGGAGUAUAUUGAAAAUAUGGCAGAGGAGCGAAUGUUAGAGGAGGAUGAACUGGCCGAGAGGAUGGAAUGUCGUAAUUAUGUGGCGGAAUUUGAUAGGAUAAAACAGUUGGACCUGCGUCAAAAAUCUAGGGCAAAAUGGGCGAUUGAUGGUGAUGAAAAUUCUGGUUUUUUUCAUCUUGUCAUUAACUCCAAUAUUAGUACAAACAGAUUGAAUGGUUUGAUGAUAGAUGGUGAGUGGUUAACGAAUCCGUUAUCCAUUAAAGAGUCCUUGUUUGAGUUUUUCCUACAUCAGUUUUCGGAGCCAAUGUCUGAUAGGCCAGAUAUGAUUUGCCCUGGUAUAGCUACCAUCUCGGAUUCUGAGGCAGCUAUGUUGGAAAAUCCGUCACUGUGGAGGAAAUUAAAGCAGCUGUGUGGGAGUGUGAAGGGGAUCGGGCUCCUGGGCCAGAUGGGUUCAAUUUCCAGUUCAUUAAAAAGUGUUGGGCGGGCUCCUAGAUGA